Molecule: messenger RNA, 948 nt
Organism: Asterias rubens (European starfish)
Lineage: Eukaryota; Metazoa; Echinodermata; Asteroidea; Forcipulatida; Asteriidae
Exons: 1
Coding region: 1-948 (315 amino acids)
Biological process (GO): DNA integration
Molecular function (GO): nucleic acid binding
Source: RefSeq, a predicted model, not a curated record
AUGGUGACAAAUUGCCAUGCAUGCCAGAAAUACCAGCGUUCUCAACAGCGUGAACCAAUGAUCAGUAUGGAAGUUCCACCACGUCCAUGGCACACCCUUGGAGCUGACCUCUUCCACCACGACAAGGUCUGGUACCUGAUCAUCGCGGAUUAUUACUCCAAAUUUCCGUUUAUCCGCAAACUUGACAAUCUCACUGCAAGCACGAUCACAAGAGUUUCACGUGUGCUCUUUGCCGAACAAGGCAUCCCAGAGGUUAUCGUAUGUGACAAUGGCACGCAGUUCACCUCUUCCCAAUUCCGAGCCCUAGCACAGCAGUACGGAUUUCGGAUCCAAACUUCUUCACCCUACUACCCCAGAGGUCAUGGAUUUAUUGAAAGACAUAUCCAAACAGUGAAGAGAAUCCUCACCAAAUGCAGAGAGUCAGGGGACGAUCCCAACUUAGCCCUCCUAACUCUCCGUGCAACUCCACUCAAGUCAAACCUUGCAUCCCCUGCUGAGCUACUGAACAGAAGAAAGUACAAGACGACACUACCUUCAGUACAUCACCCCCCACCAGAUCGUGACGAUGUGCGAGAUAUACUGCAGGCAGACCAGUCUUCGCAAACGCAAUACUACAACAGACGCUCUACCAGUACCCCUAUCCAAGAACUCCUCAACGACCAACCCAUCUACAUCCAAAAUCCGAGUAACAAAACCUGGAGCCAAGGUAGAGUUAUGAGCAAAUCAACUACUCCUCGAUCCUACAAUGUGGAAACGGAAAGUGGAAGUCAGCUCAGACGAAACAGGGUUCAUCUGCGACCAGCUCCCCUGAGUUUUACCAGACCAACUCCUGUUCGCAAUGCUCCUUCACAACCCCAGAGCAGACCGCUUUCUAACCGCCCCUCAGGAACACCGACAGUGACGCGAUCAGGCAGGAGAGUGAACAAGCCAAACAGACUUGAUUUGUAA